CUAGCAGGCGAUCCCACUGUGACUUUUAUUUCCAAGUCCUGGAAUCCGGAAUCAGCUUGAUCGUAAUCACACAUGGACUAUGCUUUUAUGGCUGUUUUUGAUUUCUUUUUACCCUAGAGGAAACUUUCUCAGCAGCUGUUUUCAAGUGGACUAGCCUUUGAGUGUCAGAGCCAUGAUUUGUUUGUUAAGAUGGACUGCUUUCCUUUGGACUAUAAAUUCCAUUCCUCACACUCUUGGAAUGGUAGUGACUGAACAAGCAGAUGGCUCAUGUCCAGCCCUGAACGUAGAGGAUCAAAGGUUUUCUGAUGUUUUAGAUCGGCCCCUACAAAUCACAGGAUUCGACCUCACAGAAAAGUUUCUCCUCCGGAAGGGCACAACCUCAGAAGACCUGCCAUCGUUUCGUUUGGGAAGCAGUCCGCUCAUUAAACCGACAAAAUCAAUAUUUCCAAAUGGGCUUCCAAGUGAAUACUCCCUUGUCACCAUCCUGCGGGUCAGAAGAACAACAAAAAAAGACCGCUGGUAUCUUUGGCAGAUAUUUGACCAAUCAGGGGGCACUCAGGUAUCAGUUGUGGUGGAUGGCGGCAAGAAGGCGGUGGAGUUCUCUGCCCAAGGCCAGCUGAAGAACACUCUACGCUACACGUUUAAAAGCCGUGACCUGCAUGCCCUCUUUGAUCGCCAGUGGCACAAGCUGAGCAUUUCUGUGCAGAGCAACAUAGUCUCCAUUUACAUGAACUGCAAACUAAUAGAAAGGAGACUGACUGAUGAGAAAGACGGCAUUGACCCCAGUGGGCGCACUCUCAUCACCACACGAGUGGAGGAUGGACGGCCUGUGGAUAUCGAAGUGAAACAAUUCCUGAUCUACUGUGACCCUUACAUGGCUGAAAUGGAAAACUGCUGUGAGCUACUGGAGCCCAAGUGUGAUGCUGCGAGGACAGUUAAUGGGACCUCCCCUCCCCUGGUUACAGCCCAGCUCCCCCAGAUGCUGUCUCAGCCGCCCAAACAGUCAAUUGACAGAUGUCACUGUCCAGCUGAAAAGGGAGAAGCUGGUCUUCCAGGUGUGACUGGACUGCCAGGACAGAAAGGGGAUAAAGGAGACAAGGGCGACUCAGGGGAGGUCGGCCUUCAAGGAAACCCGGGACAUAAGGGGGAACUUGGAUCAGAAGGGCAGAAGGGAAUCGAUGGGGAGAAGGGUGUGAGAGGUGACCCAGGGCCUGUUGGUCCAGUCGGUCCAAAAGGAAGCAAAGGUGAAAUGGGUCUUCCUGGAGCUCCGGGGCUGCCUGCAGACAAAGACUGCUUCAAGGGUGACCAGGGCAUUCAAGGUGAAAAAGGAGAGAAGGGAUCUGCCGGGGUGCCCGGUCAGCCGGGGGAACCAGGCAAAGAGGGCAAAAGGGGACGAAGAGGAAAAACAGGGGAACCUGGACCCACUGGCCCUCAAGGGGAGAAGGGUGAGUCUGGACUCUCAGUGGGAAAGGGGGACAAAGGAGAGAGAGGAGACACUGGUCAGCCAGGUGCUGCAGGGGCCAACGGGACGAAAGGAGAAAAAGGAGAUGUUGGCCCUCCUGGUCCCCCUGGUCCUGUGAUGACAGCUCACGGAUUGAGACUCUCUGGAACUGGGGAGAGAGGAGCUCAAGGACCGCAAGGCUUAAAGGGCAACAUGGGGCCGCCUGGUCUAAAGGGAGAUCCAGGACUAGAGGGGAAGCAAGGCCUGCCUGGACUCCCAGGACUCCCGGGUGAGCCAGGCUCGCCAGGGGAGCCGGGGGUGCCUGGGAGAGAUGGCCUAAAAGGAGAAAAGGGGGACUCUGGUGGAGUGAUGGGGCCGCAGGGACCUCCAGGUCCGAAGGGUGAGCCUGGAGAGCCCGGAGGUGGAUAUACGGGGGACGGGCUGGCUCUAACCAGAGGAUCUCGGGGUCCUAAGGGUGAGAGGGGUGUCCCAGGUCUGCCAGGAGACCACGGUGAAAAAGGUGAACCUGGAGAGGGAAUCGCCGGGCCGCCGGGCCCCAUGGGACCUCUAGGAAAGCCGGGAAGAGAGGGCCCACGUGGACCCCCGGGUUUAUCUGGCCCUCCUGGAGCUCCAGGGAGAGAGGGCUCCCCUGGUAGACCAGGUCCCCCAGGUCCUGCUGGACCCCCAGGUGAACCAACUGCCCUGCCAAUUGUUGGAGACAUGGGUGCUCUUCUUAAGAACGCCUGCAGUUUGUGCCAGACAAGAGUCCCGGGGCUUCCUGGGCAGAAGGGAGAAAAGGGGUCCCCUGGAGCGCAGGGAGUGGAAGGCAUGGUGGGAGAAAAGGGGGAUCCAGGUGUAAGAGGUCCUACAGGUAACCCUGGCAAAGAAGGCCCUAAGGGAGUGAAAGGAGAGCGAGGGUUCCCGGGCCCUAGAGGAGAUAAAGGUGAUGAGGGGCCUGCAGGAGCGCCAGGACUUCCAGGAGUGACUGGUCGAACAGGAGCCCCGGGGAUUAUGGGUCGACCUGGGCCGAUGGGACAAUCAGGAGCUAAAGGAGAUAAAGGAAAUGAAGGACCUCCGGGCAGACCAGGGCUUCCAGGGCCUCCGGGUGUCCCAUAUGUGGAGGGCAAUGGGAUGAGCAGUCUCUACAAGCUGCAGAGUGGUGGAGCUAUUUUAGGACCCCCUGGAGCUCCUGGUGCUCCGGGUCCCAAAGGAGAUGACGGCCAUACAGGUGAACCAGGGGCCAUGGGAUUACCUGGGCUGGAGGGUCUACCUGGUGCCAAGGGUGAUAUUGGUUUGCCCGGUCCAUCUGGGAUGCCAGGUCCUCCAGGGAAGCCCGGCGCUCGUGGAGAGCCAGGGAUCCCAGGAGAGCCGGGUGAGAGGGGGCCGCUCGGAGAGACAGGAUUCCCAGGGCCCGAGGGACCCCAAGGUGUUCCUGGGAGACCGGGAAAAGAUGGAACUCCUGGAUACAAGGGAGCUACAGGUAGAACCGGAGACAGAGGAUCCAAAGGAGAGCGUGGUGAUCCAGGGAUUCCUGGAGAAAGAGGUGUUCAAGGUGAGAGGGGUCGCUCAGGAGAACCGGGCCCUACUGGGCCAGUUGGACCUGUGGGCCAAAAGGGUGAUCCUGGCCCUCCAGGACAGCUGGGGAAUGCAAACCUCCUGGGUGAUCCUGGCUUCAAGGAAGAACUCAAAAUGUUUAUCAGGAGUGAAGUUUUGAAGGUCUUUGAAGAGAGGCUGACAAGCACUGCCAUACCACAGAAGACACCUGCAGGCAUCUUAGCUCCACAAAUCCAAGGCCCUCCAGGACCUCCUGGUCAGAGCGGAUUACCAGGCCCUCCAGGGGAGCCUGGACCUCCUGGUCCUCAAGGAUACAGGGGACAGAAAGGAGAAAGAGGACAGCUUGGUCUGGGGUUACCAGGAGAUCCAGGACCCAUGGGGCCACCAGGCCCUCCUGGGAUCCCUGGGCAUGGACUUCCUGGCUCCCCGGGACCCCGUGGACCUCCUGGGACAUGCAACCCCCUGGACUGCCCUCCUCCAUCCCGAUGAGGCCAGCAGAGUGGGCCGGGAUGAUUUGAAAGCAGGCGUCGGGCUCAGAGUUUGGUGCUGACAGACUCAAACUGACCUCUUUUGUUCACUUUACAACAACAUUUUGAUGCAGUCAGGUUUUUUUAAGUUGUUUUUUUUUUUGUAGUUUUGUUUGUUUUGAAUGAAAUAGGAAAGGAUUUUAUUGCAAUUCUGUGGUUUUAAGUUAUUUCUUGUUUUCACAUCCUCGACUGUGAUGUAAUGCAUUCCUCUUCAUCUCUUGUUUUGUCCUCCAAGACCAUGAAAUGACUUUGUUUCAUCAGUUUCAGUUCUUCUUGACACAGAAUCUUAAUUAUUUGUUUGCCCCCUUAUUGGGCGUCUUUAUUUACUUCGUCUGUUCUUAUUCAGAUAAGCCGAUAUGCGGGCAGAAUUUACAUCUCAUUUUAAUGUGUGUGUUGGCUUGUUUGUGUGUGUGAAAGGGAGAGAGAGGUUAGCUGAAUGAGACAACCUGUGUUGUUGUUUAAUCUGUGAAGAAUAAUCAAUGUUUUGAAACCAAAGUACAUCAGAGGUGUCUGAUAUUGAAAUUAUUUAUUUAAGAAUGUAUUUAAAAGAGAGAGAUAAUACUAAUAAUUAAAUGUAGCACGUAUAUUCAGUAACAUUAUGACUAAUGAGUGGAUAAAUACACUCAUUGAUCACUUUAUUAGGUGUACAUGUUCAACCAGCAACACAUAUCUAAUCAGCCAAUCACAAGGCAGCAACCAGUGCAUGUAGACAUGGUUAAGUUCAAACCAAGCUGACAGAUGUGGUACGACGUGUGGUCUUCUACUGCUGUAGCCCAUCUGCUGUGCUUUUAGAGAUGCUCUUCUGCAUAUCUCUAUGAAAACAAGUGGUUACCUGACUUUUUUGCCCUUUUAUCAGCUUGAACCAGUUUGCUUACCUCUGCUAUCAACAAGGCAUUUUAGCCCAGAGAACUGCUGCCCACAGGAUAUUUUUACUUUAUCUCACCAUUUUCUGUAAGCCCCAGAGAUGUUGAAAGUGUAAAUCCCAGUAGAUCAGCAGUCUGAAAAACUCAGACCAGCCUGUUAGGCAUCAACGAUCACAGAAAGUCGUCUAAAUCACCUUUCUUCCCCAUUCUGAUGCCCAGUUUGAACUUCAGCACAUCAUCUUGACCACGUCUGCAUGCCUUAGACUCUCUGUGAAGUUAAAUCCAAAAUUUGUGUCCUAACACACGACAUAUUUUGGAACAUCUUUUCUGCUUGGUUUAAUUAGGGCAGGGACCCACCAUGACACCAGCUGCUAUGGGGAAUUAAACUGUCUCCCUAAAGCUACAAUGAUGUAAAAUCACGGAGCAGUACAUCUCAAUACCGUCUGUUGUUAUCCGAUGUUCCUGCUGUGUUUCUGUUCAAUUUGAGGCAAAUUUCCCAAAUCCAUCAGCCACAGUGGCCUACAGGUGAUCAAAAGCAUCAUAACAGAGAGAUUUGUGCCAGAAAACAGUAAAUUUUAUCUCUGGCACAGAGCCAGGCAGCCGUGCUCUGACCAGAGCUCACAGUAAGGUCAGGGGGCAGGCUAAUUACUGGAGCACGUGUCUAUUUUUCACUUGAACCAGAUGCAACAGGAAAAAGCCUCUUAUCACCUGAAGGUGUGUUUUAAUCCAUAUUUAGCUGCAUUUAGUCCUGGAUGAUUAAAAGAAGAGGACUGUGGCUUUGUCUCUCUCAAAGCAGCAACAACUCGAUCCCUCCUGUCUGUUAACAUCAAAUACUAAAUGUAGUAAAGUAUCUGAUUAUAGAGCCAUCCUAUUCCUGCCAAGUCUGUCACAAUAAAAGCAUUCAAUGCUAAUUAUCACUGGAGACUUUUAUUUUGAAGAGCACCUUCAGGAAAUGGAAUGUUUUCAGCAGCAACUUAAAAAAGACAUCUUGUAAACGGGAGAGAGACAUAACUAAGAAAGCCCUGAAGAGUUAAAUACAAGACGAGAAAUGAAAGUUUCUCCAUGUAGCAUUUUUUAAGAUUGGAGGAUUGUAUUUCCGAUGAGUGGGCGUGGCUUCAGCUCAUUCACCCGACAGGCCCACACCAUCCUAGAGCGGAUUUUACUGCCUCAUUUUCGUGAUUUUUAAACUUUGAUUGUAUAAACAGAGAUGUUUUUCAUGUCUGAAAUCAUAACACAGUGGCCUGUCAUACAACAAACCUAAAACACAGAUCUCUGACCAUUUUCUUGGGACUUUAAUGCAUUUAUUGCUGCCUUGUAACCAGCUUAUGUGAUAUUAGCAUUUAUUAGCAGUUGAACAGAUAAUCCUGAUAAAGUGAUCAGUGAGUUUAUAUCUCUGGAUUACUUUUUAUGACAUUAUCACUUGUGACACAUUGGCACUGUGCGUGAUUAUCACUUUGUAUAAAUCUGCAGUAUAAUCAUUGAUUAACAUCGUCUUCCCAUGGUAAGUUGUGAGUCAGAAAUUUGCCAUAUAUAUUUUGUCAUAAAAACAGUUUUUCUAAGACACAUGCUCAUCAAGGGCAGACUUUUCACAUGCAAGAAUGUAAUUUGAAUAUCAACUGUGGAAAAGAAGUGUGCUGUGACCGAAGAUUAACCUUUACUCAUGCUUUAAUUUGUAAAUAAUGAGAGAUUUUUGGUGUUUUUUUCUGUCUAAUGGGGCUUUUAAUGGGACCUUACUUUACUACAACACUAAUAAGUUGUCAUAUUUAUGACACAUUAAGGUUCUUGGGUUGUACUAUCAGUUAAAUUGCUGCCGAUUUAUGUGUCUAUAUUUUUGUGUGUAUGUUUGAGAUUGUGGUAUCAAUGUUUACAUGGUGUUGUGUUUGAUGAUUUCUCUGGUUUAUGUGUAUAUUUUUGUUUUUCAACCUCACAAAGGAAAUCAGACUUUUUCACAAUGACUUCAUACUUUAUUUUGGUGCAGGGAAUACUCAGAUACAUACUUGAACUCUCUUUUGUUCUAACGAUAUCAUGCUCUUUAUUCUGGAUUUUCACUCACUGACCUGCACUGUGUAUCCACCUUUGGCUGCAUAUACAGAUGGACAACAUUGUGACACCCCUUUUUGUAAAAGUGAAGCCAAAAUACCCAUUGCAAAAAGCUGUUCCGCCAAUUUAGCACACAAAGCACCACAGAAGCUGUAUGGCAAUACAACCCCUUUUGAGAUAUCAAAAACCUAAUCACCUGUUUCAGCAUUUUCAGCAUCCUACUCUUCUUUAGCCAUCUUAUCAACUUUUUCAUCCUCAGCCUCAACACAUUAUUUAGCCUUUUAGCACCUUUUUGGCACUUACGGAUUAUUUAACAUCAAAUCCAUUACUUUGUAUAAUAUUUAAACAUUUUCAGCAUAAAUGUAAUUCUUUUCAGCACCAACUUGAGCAUCAUUGCAGCAAUGUAGCAAUUACAGCAUAGAUGUACACCUUUGGACCUUUGGAGCCUCAUUUUUCUUCAACUUUAGCCUCUAAUAUUUUCAGCUUUGUCAUCAUUUUCAGCAUCUUCCUUUUUGUCAUUAUUAGGAGUCUUCUUUAAUUUUUGAGCAAGUUUUGAAAAUAUUUCUGGAAACAAAUUGAGCCUUAUCAGCACCAUCUUUGUCCAUUUCAGCAUUUUCUGCAAUUUUAACUUCCUCAUCGUUUCCAACAGUGUCUUCGUCAUCCUAUAAUUCUUAUAGUUUUUUUCCUAAUUUUAAGCAAGACUGAAGAGUUUUUGUGAAAAAUCAGCAUUCUCAUAAUCUUUCAAAAGCUUCUUCAGCAAUUUAAUUUUUUUUGCCAGUUUUAAAAACAUUCCUAGCAAUAUAUUCAGUCUUAUCAGCACCAUCUUUUUCUUUUUUUUAUCAUUUUCUGCUAUUUUAGCAUCUCCAUAGUUUCGAACAAUAUCUUCAUCAUCCCACUCAUGAUGUGUUGUCUUAUGAUCAUAAUUUAGCUUCAUUUUUAUCAUCUUCAUCAUUUUCAGCAAAUUCAUAAUCCUCACCUUCAUCAUUUUAACAACUUCAGCAUGUUUUAAGCACAAAGUUCAGCAUUGUCAACUUCAUUCUUGACACGUAGCCUUCCCAAUGUUUCCAACACUGUUAUUUCAUUUCAAGUAUUGUCAUCUUUAUUUUCUUCUGUAAAUUUUGAGCAUUUUCAGUACAAAAUUGAGUCUUUUCAGUUUUAUUGCAGGCUAUUUAAACAAUGGAUUUGAUAUUUAGUUUGGGCAUCAUUGUUUUUUUCAGCAAUAUCUUCAUUUUUUACAUUUUCAUUUACAUUUUUGCUGUUAUGAUUUUUGUCAAUAUUUUCAGCCAAAUUCUCACCUUUGAAAGUCUUCUUCAUAAUUUUCAGCAAGACUGAAGCAUUUUAGCAAAAAAAUCAGCUUUCUCAUAACAAUCUUUGACAUGCUUCUUUAGCAAUUUCAGCAUUUUUAUCCUUUGUUAUAUUUUUGUCACAAUUUUUAGAUUAAUAUCUGUUACUCUCAGCUUGCUAUGAAAGUCAGUCUCACAGUCAGCUUUAUUUUUUCACAUUUCUGAAUUUUCAGCAGUGCAACCCUUUUUUAUUCACAUUUUCGGCAUUGCAAUACAGUUUUUUUUUUAUUAAGACAACCUAUUAGACAGGCUGGAAUAAAAUCAGUAUAAGAAUGACAGAAACCCUGUUUGAGAAAAUACUGACAUGUAUGUAAAAAUCUAUUUUUUUAUUAUUUGUUAACAUGGAGCAGGCAGACAGUAAUGAGCUGUACUGUCAGUAGGGGGUGCAUCAGAUUUUGGCUUCACUUUUAAGAGAGCUGUCACAAUGUCCAUCUUUCUAUACAGUCCAUUGAGUCUUUUUAUCUUUGUGUUUUCGGGGAAUCUUAAGACUGGACUUUGGAUUUUAUUUAUUUACUAUGUAAAGCCUCACAGUUAUUUUAAAGUUCAACAACUGUUUUCAGAGGUUUUGAGUCAACUUUUUUUGAAACAUGCCAUUUCAUAUUUAGGAACUUGCUGUGGAAAAAAACGUUUAACUGAGUAUUAUUUGGCCAAACUUCUCCAAGAGAAAAAGUGAAGUUCCGUGAUUUCAAACUUUAGAUUAAAUUUGAUGUUAUGUCAAAGAUUUUUUUAGAAACCCUCCAUUCGUUAAUCCAACCUAAAGCUCUUAAUUACACUUAACACCAAACAAGAGGAGUAUAAUUGGCAUGCAGUGUAAACAUCUUUGUUCGAAGCUUCUGUCGAGGGCUGUUUAAUGAGAGUUUGACUCAAAGGCUUUAAUUUAACUUUAAAAUCUCCUGCUGUGAUCAAUGUUAGAGAACUUCUGUGGGCGUGUGUGAUAUCUUGUGACAUUAGGCACCCUGUUCUAUCUGUUUUUCAUCUUUCAAGAUCUGCUUGACACUUUUUUACUUCACGUCUCACAUCAUCAUGCCUCUCUUGUACAUGUGAAUUAUAACUCAAAUCUUACUUUGAAGCUGCAGAACAUUUUAUUUUUAUAUUUUUCACGGCAUCCAGGCUCUUCUUUUUAUUUUUUAAUCUCUGUUCAAUUUUAUCAGCUCAUACUUGGGUAUUGAAUCAAACGUGUGCAACCAGCUUCAUUUGUGAGUUGAAAGAGCCCCCUGCUGGACUUGUAUUUAUUUUCUCUGUUAUGUGAAUGGAAAACAGUCUCUCUUUGGGUUAUGGGCUACAUAAAACCCCCUCCUUCUAUUGGCUUCUGUCCUUUCAUCACUCUAAUUUUCAUAUUCAGUUUAAUGGCUUCCCUUGGAGAAUAUAAUGUCGACCUUGACCAAAUUUAAAUGAGACCAUCUCAGCAAACUUAAUGUGGCCUUAACUUUUUGUUGGUGCACAAUGAGAGCUGCUCUCUGCAUAUUUUUAAUUUAGCUUGCAUUUUUAUUUCCAGUUUGUGACUUUCAUUUGGUUAAAUAUUGAAUCCCACUUGAUUGCAAAUUCAGGGGCUUUUCUCCAAGUGAAAUCCAGACUAUUCUAAGAUUAAUACAGGAUCCAAGAGGCAUUACAUGCUCCCUGCUAUGGACAGAAUUGACUUAUAAUAACAUCAUUAUUUCAUGUUCAUUAUUUAACAGUAAUGUAAGCUGAUCCUGUUGCCACAUGUAAUCUAAUCUUGUAAAUAAGCUUGUAAUGAGAGCGAAUCAGCCUCUCAGCAUGGGUCCUGGGAUUAAAAAUGUCCUCUUGCUGCUCUCACUGUAGCUCCCCUCCUCUCCUCUUCUGUAUAAGCUGAGUGACUUUACUGUGUGAACAUUUUUGUUUGAGAUCUACCUCAGUCUUGGUUUACCACGUCUACAUAAAAACAAUCACAUCACUGCCUCUUGCCUUUUGCUAAAAAAAACAGCCUCAUGUGUUCAAAAAGAUAAAAACCUGAAUGUUCAGUUGGAGAUAAAGAGGCGAUCAUGUCCCUGUUGCUGAAGAUGAUUCGUUGUGUGUAUGUGGUUACCAGGAAUCAGAGGUUUAAUUUUACACUUUACUUUGCAGCAUCUUUCAUUUACAAUGAUUAACGGCACCUGCCUUACUCGUGUGCAAUAAAUGUU
Molecule: messenger RNA, 9906 nt
Organism: Cheilinus undulatus (humphead wrasse)
Lineage: Eukaryota; Metazoa; Chordata; Actinopteri; Labriformes; Labridae
Product: collagen alpha-1(XIX) chain-like
Exons: 52
Coding region: 173-3484 (1103 amino acids)
Source: RefSeq, a predicted model, not a curated record